This is a messenger RNA of Chaetomium globosum CBS 148.51, 1443 nucleotides long. RefSeq lists its product as uncharacterized. NCBI's taxonomy places the organism in Eukaryota, Fungi, Ascomycota, Sordariomycetes, Sordariales, Chaetomiaceae. The record is from RefSeq and is a predicted model, not a curated record. The coding region runs from base 1 to 1443 and encodes 480 amino acids. The transcript is spliced from 2 exons.
AUGGCCCCCACACAAGUUGAGCUCCCUUUGCGGGCCAAGGCCCAAGCCGAUGGCGACGCCAGCCAAGCCGAAAGCAAGCUCAGCGGCCCCGUCGCCUUUGGCCACGCCCUAAGAGAUGAACAAUUCCUCUUUGAACCCUCUUACCGCAACCUCAACCACGGCUCAUUCGGUACGAUCCCCCGCCCCAUUCCAAACCCUCCUUCCGGCACUACCAGUUCCCUCCGCGGAAUCCGGCCCCGGACCGCUUCCAUCCGGGUACGACUACCCCAUCCCUCCUCGACGGGCUCCCGCGUCCGCCAUCGACCAGCUUACGUCAACGAUCCCCCCCUUCGACCUGUCGUCUUCGUUUCCAACGCCAACCUUUGGGGCGUCAACACGGUGCUGCGCAACCUCGCCUGGCACGCCGACGGGCGCGACGAGAUCCUGUACUUCGACACGCUGUACGGCGGGUGCGCCAAGACGGUCGACUACGUGGUGGAGGACCGCGCGGGGAAAGUCGCGGGCCGGUGUAUCCCGCUGGGGUACCCGUGCGAGGAUGCCGAGGUGGUGGCGCGGUUGGUGGGCGCGGUGGAGGCGGCGGUGGAGGAGGGGAAGCGGCCGCGGGUGUGCGUGUUUGAUGUGGUGUCGUCGUUGCCCGGGGUGCGGUUUCCGUUUGAGGCGGUGACGGCGGCGUGUCGGGAGAGGGGGUUGUUGUCGUUGAUCGAUGGCGCGCAGGGGGUGGGGAUGGUGGAUAUUGAUUUGGGCAAGGUCGAUCCGGAUUUCUUUGUGAGCAACUGUCACAAGUGGCUGCAUGUGCCGCGGGGGUGUGCCGUGUUCUACGUGCCGCUACGCAACCAGGGCAUGAUCCGGUCGACGGUGCCGACGUCGCACGGGUUUGUUUCGAGCGCGGGGGUGAAGAGGCCCAACCCGCUGCCGCCGUCGAACAAGUCCGAGUUCGUCACGGCGUUCGAGUUCGUCGGUACCCUCGACAACUCGCCGUAUCUCUGCGUGAAGGAGAGUAUCAAGUGGCGGGAGGAGGUGCUGGGCGGGGAGGCGCGGAUCCGGGACGCGCUGACGGCGCUGGCAAGGGAAGGGGGCAAGCGGGUGGCCGAGAUUCUGGGCACUGAGGUGAUGGACAAUGCUAGCCAGAGCUUGACGAGAUGCUCUAUGGUGAACGUGGCCCUGCCGCUAGCGGUGCAGCCCGAGGACGGCAAGGCGUUGGAGGGCGAGCUGGCAUCACUGCCGUCCUUCCCACAGAGUGACGCCGGAACCAUCACACACUGGAUGUUGCGGAAGUUGCUGGACGACCACAAUACGUUUAUCGCGCUGUACAUCUAUGGCGGUCGCUGGUGGGCUCGGCUCAGCGCCCAGGUCUAUCUGGAACUGGAAGAUUUUGAGUGGGCGGGCGAAACACUCAAAUCGGUAUGCGAGCGCGUGGUGAAGGGAGAGUAUAAGCAGGAGUAG